UCGCUCGACAAUCAUGAACAUUAACUUUGAAGGAAAACGCAUUCUUGUGACCGGCGCUGGUCAAGGAAUCGGGAAGGAAAUAGCUCUUCGUCUCUCUAAAUAUAAGGGACAAGUGUUUGCACUCUCGAGAACAAAAGAAAACUUAGAUAGCUUGGUGGCAAUUGAUCCGAAGAUUCAACCUAUUUGCGUCGAUCUUCGUGAUUGGGAUGCAACUAGAAAGGCUGUUCAAAGUAUCCUGCCAAUCGAUCUAUUGGUCAACAACGCUGCUGUCGCGUGUCUUACACCAUUUUUAAACGCUACGCCCAAGGAAUUUGAUUUAACUUUCGAUGUCAACGUGAAAGCUGCAUUCAAUGUGUCCCAAAUUGUAGUCGAAAACAUGAUCGAACGCAAAUGCGGUGGCAGUAUCGUAAAUAUAUCGUCGCAAGCUGGUCAGGCAGCAUUGAAGGACCACGCCGUUUAUUGCAUGUCAAAAGCAGCUCUUGACAUGUUGACGAAGACAAUGGCUCUCGAAGUGGGGCCGCACAAUAUAAGAAUCAAUAGUGUCGGUCCUACAGUUGUGAUGACGGAAAUGGGAAAAUUGGGUUGGAGCGAUCCGCAGAAAGCACAAAGUAUGAUCAACAAAAUUCCGCUUGGUCGAUUCGCUGAUGUUGAUGAGGUAGUUGAUCCUGUUGUAUAUUUAUUAAGCGACCGAAGUUCCAUGAUCAAUGGUGCCUGCUUGCCCAUCGACGGUGGUUUCUUAGCUACAUAAACAAAAAUUAUCAUCUUUAAGAAAGAAAAAAUAUUCUAUUACUACAGAUAUAGUGAUCUCCAUUUCCAAAAUUCAAUAUUUGUGGAAGUUA
Trachymyrmex septentrionalis is the source of this 839-nucleotide messenger RNA. RefSeq names its product L-xylulose reductase. The coding region runs from base 14 to 748 and encodes 244 amino acids. NCBI's taxonomy places the organism in Eukaryota, Metazoa, Arthropoda, Insecta, Hymenoptera, Formicidae. Gene Ontology annotation, molecular function: carbonyl reductase (NADPH) activity; L-xylulose reductase (NADPH) activity. The transcript is spliced from 4 exons. Gene Ontology annotation, biological process: xylulose metabolic process; glucose metabolic process. The record is from RefSeq and is a predicted model, not a curated record.